CAGAGACCAGCUGGCCAUCUCCCCCUUCCCUGAUCAGCUUCCCUGUUCUGAUCUGUUCUUAUCUGCUAGGGCUUCUCUGGCCAAUCAGCUAACCGGUAGUGCCGUCCAUCACGCGCCGAAGUUCAAGCGUUUCUUUCGGUCAAGUUUAACCCUUCCCGUGCUUCAGUGUAGCUUCGGCGACUUAUCAGGACCGAUCUUCGAGCAGAAUCAUGGAGACUUCCCUACGACUUAACGCGGAAGACCGGAGCUUGGUCAUGCACGCGAAGGAGAAUUUUGUGAGUGACGGCAACAUCGCGCUUCAGGUCCAUGCGAAGCUGAACACGCAGACUGGCAAGCCCAGCUGCCUGAUCCAGCUGAAAAAGAAAUUCUUCCCGGAGGUCCUGACAAGCAUUGAUGUGGGUGCUAAAGUGGACGUUGAGUCGCGAGAAGUGACUUACAGUAUUCAGGGGAAGAAGACCUGGGAGCUUACAGACAACGGUCUUCUGUGUCUCGAUCUCAAGGGCGCUUACAACUACCAGCCUCACACCCAGUCCGGGAAGCCGAAAGCUUCAGUUGAGCUUAGCCAGAAGGUGUUCAAUUUCACAGAGGAUCAGGAUCUGAAGGUGAAGCUGGGUAUAACGUCGUUGCGAGAAAGCCUUACCUGCAGCUGCGGGGAGAACAACUGGACCUUAAAUGCUGAGCUACGGGAGAGUGGUGGUAAGCGCGUGCACUGGAGCAUUGCCUACGACUUGUGAGCCAUGAUGAACGGGUUUGUAGGCAAACCCUUACUGGAGUAAUCCUUGUCGAAGUUGUUUCUCUAGUAGAGUUUUUCUUCCUAGAUGUUAUGCCCUCCCAAUACAGGCCAGCAAUCUGUAAGAUCUGGCAGUUCAAAUUAUCUGACUGUUUAGAGCAAGUUGUAGAAGGCUGUACAAUGUCAGGCCUGCUGGCAUGUGCGUGUGUAUGCACUGCUAGGUAUUUGCAUCCAUAACAUGAUAUGAGAUGAG
Messenger RNA from Closterium sp. NIES-67, 983 nucleotides. Lineage: Eukaryota; Viridiplantae; Streptophyta; Zygnematophyceae; Desmidiales; Closteriaceae. The record is from the annotation of a GenBank genome assembly.